Messenger RNA from Lytechinus variegatus (green sea urchin), 2117 nucleotides. RefSeq lists its product as uncharacterized. The transcript has 7 exons. NCBI's taxonomy places the organism in Eukaryota, Metazoa, Echinodermata, Echinoidea, Temnopleuroida, Toxopneustidae. The record is from RefSeq and is a predicted model, not a curated record. The coding region runs from base 1069 to 1734 and encodes 221 amino acids.
UUAUUAAGUUCGGGGAUCAUUCUGGCUUAAAACUUAAUUUAAACAAAAUCAAAGUUAUACCACUUAAUAUAAAUUAUAAUAAAACAAAUGGUAUAUGCAAUUUUGGAUGGUCUGAUGAACCAAUUAAAUACCUUGGGCUUGUAUUAUGCAAGAAUACCAAUGACUUUAAUGUCCUUAAUUGGUCUGUAAAGAUAGAUAAAAUUAAACGUAUUAUAAAUCUUUGGAAGAUGAGAAAUCUGACAUACUAUGGGAAAAUAGUUAUUAUAAAAAUGUUACUUGUAUAUAAGCACAUGCUACAUCAUGCCCCAAAAUUAUAUCAAAGAACUUGCCGUGUACAGGAUAAAGAUUUUAGUAAUUUUCUAAUUUAUGAUGACUCUCUUUGUUUCAUUUUGUAAAUUUAUUUUUAAUUAGAUUUGAAUUCACCGAUUGAGGGCGUAUUGUUUUUCUUUUGUACAGUCAUGGAAAGCGUGUCGGUUGUCCGUUUAGUUGUUAAAUUUCUUUAAUUUCGUGAUACGAGCCCAAUGACCUUCCACGACUAUCGGAGGGACUCGGCUAAAGUCGACACUUAGGACCUCUGAGUGUCAAAGCUGCCGGUACUUAAGGCUUGAGGAUGGGGUACUGGUUCAAGGAACCCUCGUCAAUACAAGUUCUGUCUUCAAACGAAACCAGGAAAGAACCGCCACCACAUCCAUCGUUUAUUGUGCUCCUGACAAAGAUCCAUGUUUAUCGAACCCCUGCAGUCAAGCCAAGGAGUGCUACGCACAUCCGUACGACCAGGGAUACGAUUGCGACUGUACUUUCGGUUACUACGGUGACGAGUGCCAGAAAAACGGGGAAAUGGGUGGGAUUGUCGACAAUGAAGGAAAGCUCUUGUUGUUCAAGAUGCCGACAUUUGAGUUGGAACACGAGAUACUGAUAGCUCCUCCCGAUCCAAUGAUAGUGCAAUACAAAUUUUACACGGUCUACGAUCGCCUGAAUGAUCUGGUCUACGUUGCGGCGAAUGAUGUCUUCUAGCGUGGCCGACCAGGGGCUUCUGGCCACUUUGAGCGUUUCAACGACUUCACCGAAAUGUAUGCCGGACAAGGAAGGAGUAUAUUGCUUGGCGACAAUUCUACCUGGUUGUAUCUGGGUAACAGCGACUCUGGUCUCAUAACGCGCCACCAGCUUCCGGAUAUGCUACAUGAGGAGACAAUCUACCAUGGCAUCUUCAACACUAGGACUACACGAGAGGAUACUCCUAUUUAUCCUGGUCCGUUCGUCAUGGCCAUUUCACACAUCCGAAGACUACUUUUCUGGAUGGAUUCGAAAGGGAUAAUGAGCUGCACCGUAGACGAUUGUAUGAACACUGCUGGCCGUGUCCAUUUAUUUUCCGAGGAAAAAAAAUAUCCAGGAGGAGUAGCUAGAUGCAGUCUCGUCGUGGAAGAUAAAAUUGGCAAGAUAUUUUGGUCUGACUAUCUUUCAACUGAGGACGGCUAUCCCCAUGAUAUCCUAAUGGCAGAUUUGGAUGGCAAGCGGGUUCAGACGGUGUGGAAACGGACUUCCAACUUCAAGCUGAUGGUAUUUACAAUAUGGAACGACUGGCUUGUAGCCUACGAAUUGGAGUCGUUUCGAUUCUGGAUGAGUAGAUUCCGGAGUCACAUCGCCGAGUCAAGUGAUGGGACCGCUCUGCCGUGGAAGUGGUUCCAGUCUACGUUCCAAGGAAAACAUUACAUAACUGAAAUGGUUUCAGUUUAAAGUUCUCAUGGCGGUGUAAUAAUUUAUGAAAAUAUACCUGUUGGCCUAUGAGAGUGUUUUAGGCAUCUUUAUUAGUACGUUCAUCGUCAAAGUUUUUAAUCUGUUGUGGAUUUUUGCCUACAAUCCUUGAAUCGCUUUGAUUAUUUCAUCAAGAUGGAAAGUACUCUAUAUCACUAUAAAUAAUUAUUAUCAUUACCCAGAAGUUAUUUUUUUAAUAUUCUGUGCUCAAUACUAAUUUUAUACCUAGAUCAGAUUACAAAGUCAACCCUUUUUGUGUAGGCCUAUAAUUCAUAUAUCUUGAAGUUGUAGUUAGUGCCCUUCCUAAUCACAUAUUGUUGGUGUUAUAUUAUCGCCUUGAUUAAUCACCAUUUAAAAUCACACUG